AUGUACCUGACUUGGGUGCCUAAGGUAAUAGAGCAGAUACGUGCACAGAUGUACCUCUACACGAACCAGAGCGUAGAGGCACCUACUAUAAUAAUAUCGACAAGGGAGCGGCCACGAUUUCGGAACGCAAGCGCGUUCCCUCCACAUGUACCUACGGGGUUGUUGGUGUACCUAAUGUGGAUCCUCGGCAACGAUAACAUCGACGACGCACCCGUAUUAACUCGACAUCAUCUCCUGCGUCUGCGAGCCUCGGCGAACCCUACAAUCUCACCGCGUUGCUCAUCAUGGCGGACUAUGACCGCAGACAAUCUGGCGGUGGUUACAACAACCGCAAGAGACGACACAGAGACGAUGACGAAUUUGACCGCCGACCCCAGCGCCGACGUUACGAUGCGCCGCUCCCCGUCCGCAUCCGCAAGCAACUCUUAGGCCUGGCCGAAUCCCCUCUGCGUCAUUGGCAUGAAGAAGUUCAAUCUGUCGCCCAUAUCGUUGCCGACCACUACGACGACCAAGACCUUCGAACGAGCUUCCUGGAGCUCGUGCCGCAGAUAGUCAUCGAGCAACCGCUCAAGACCCCGUUCGUGGCCGCUGUGGUGCUUGUCCUCAACUCGCUGAAACCAGACGUUCUUGACGACCUUCUAGCUCGAGUCGCGACCGCGACCGAAGAGAAGGUGAAGGUGGGCGAGUGGCGAGACGUGAAGCUAUACUUAAAGUUUCUCGCGUGUUUGCAAAGCUGCUUGGAGGGCGAUGGUUUGUUCCCCGUUCUCGAGGGGCUCUUUUCCCGAGCUGUCGACCUGCAGACUGCCAGUUCGGACGACACAAUUGGCACCGAACUCGUCAAAAUCAUCCUCCUCACGAUACCGUACAUCAUGGCAGCUACCGUGCCUCCCCAAUGGCACCACAAGGCGGCGGAACUCAUGGAUAAGACAGAUGUCAUCGCUUCCGAACCCCACGCGCUCCAGGUCCUAAUUGAUCCGUAUGACGUCGAGGAAGGGGUGGACAGCCCAACGGCAAGCAUGAGUGUGAUCGGCCUCCUUCAGAAGCAGCUCCAAGGUGAGGCCGCGAACGGCUGGGAGCUUUCCUGUCUUCCGAGGCCGUGGCAGAUGCCGUUGGAGGAGGUGGAGCAGCAAGAAAAACUAGACAACGCGCAAAAGCACGCCCUGCCUAGCAUAUCCAUUCCGCAGAAGGUUGUUGCUGGACCCCGUCCCCUGUUCCCCGAGGUUUACCUCUCGGUCUACAUCAACCAGGACAUCGAGUCCGUUCCCCCGGUGAGCAAUGUCGCGUCAUCCUUGAUCCGAGACUGCCUUCUCGACACCAUCAACAUCCUGGACUUCAAUCGUGUCGCUACGGCCCGUUUCCUCAUAGACCUGGAUUGCUACUUCGCCCCCGGCACCUUCGUUAAGCGUGCGACGCCGUUCGACCGGCUCAGAGACGUAGAAGGCGACCGCUCAACAUGGAAGCCGGAGGAUGUCGCGGUUGACGCCGUCUUCUCCCUGAUAUUCUCGCUGCCAACGCCGGAGCACAAGCUUGUUUAUUACCAUUCCGUGCUCACGGAAGCAUGCAAGCUUGCGCCGGCUGCCGUCGCCCCUAGCCUCGGCCGCGCUAUUCGGCAUUCGUACCAGAAUGUCCACCGUCUAGACCUAGAGCUUUACCAUCGUUUCCUGGACUGGUUCACCCACCACCUCAGCAACUUUGGAUUCAUGUGGAAAUGGACCGAGUGGGCAGACGACGUCCGCCUCAGCGAACUAGAUCCGCGCGCAGCGUUCAUCCUCGGCGCCCUAGACAAGGAGAUCCGGCUCAGUUUUGCCCAGCGCAUCAAAGGAACGCUCCCCGAGCCUUACCAAGCGCUCAUUGGCCCCGAGAAAGAACAGGACACGCCCGAUUUCAAGUACGACGACGACAACGUGCCGUUUGCCGCCGAAGGCAGAGAGAUUGCCGCUCUGCUCAAGCGCAAGGCCCCGGAAGAGGAAAUACAACCCGUCAUCGAUCGUAUUCAUUCCGCGGCUCUAAACGAGCUCCUUCACCCGCUCACCUCCAGCACCGACGUCUUCAUGACAGCCGUCUGCUGGGUAGGGUCCAAGUCACUCUCUCACGUCCUAGCCUGCAUCGAGCGUACUAAGGACAGGCUGCUCGAUGCCGGGGCGGCGUCGGAAGCCGCAAGAGCGCAGAUCAUCACCGCCGUAACGGCCUACUGGUCCGCUCAUCCAGGGGUCGCUAUCAGCAUCAUCGAGAAGCUUCUCAAUUACUCUAUCAUCACGCCCGGGGCCGUAAUCGACUGGGCCUUGGUCGGCGACCGUGCGGGCCCGAACGGUCGGGCGCUAAGCAAGGCCUGGGUGUUCGAGCUAGUUUUGAACACGGUCGUCAAGGUGACCGGCCGUCUUAGGCAGGUUGUUAGCGGUGGCACCGCCGACGGUACCGAACAGGAGGUGGCCGCCAUGCGCGGGCUCUUCAAGAGCAUAGAGGAUGCUUUAACCACCUGGGUACGGUAUGCCGAGGAUUCGAUGACGGACGACAUUGCAACGAGUGAGAGCGAGCGGGAUCUCGUGAAGCGCUGGGGCGAGAAGUGGCUCAGGGUGUUCAGACGAAGGUCCGUUAUCGAGGAGGGAUUCCUUUUCGAAAACUGGGCUACUUCGUAGGCGCGACUAGAUACGAUCUUGCCGGCGUUAAGGAGGGUAGCCGGGAAAAAAGGAAAGGUGGACUACAACACUCGAGGGGUCAUCAAAAGCUUUGCCGAGGCCGGAGUAGUUAGCUGUUCCUGCACACACAUACUAAUCCUUCUGAGCAUCGACUGCAGCCUGGGACUC
Molecule: messenger RNA, 2804 nt
Organism: Durotheca rogersii
Lineage: Eukaryota; Fungi; Ascomycota; Sordariomycetes; Xylariales; Xylariaceae
Product: MIF4G like-domain-containing protein
Exons: 5
Coding region: 285-2636 (783 amino acids)
Biological process (GO): mRNA export from nucleus; nuclear-transcribed mRNA catabolic process, nonsense-mediated decay
Cellular component (GO): nuclear cap binding complex; nucleus
Molecular function (GO): RNA cap binding; mRNA binding
Source: RefSeq, a predicted model, not a curated record